AUGGGAUUGGAUUUGAGUGGUUUUGUGGUUUCUCCGAAUUGUCAAUCUUCAUUUAGUUAUAUAAUGGUAACACCUAGUAGGGAUUCUAAUGAAGCAUUUGAUAGAACUAUUGUUAAUACUCCGUUAUCGGAAGGGUUUCAAUUUAAAGAAUUGGAAAGUUAUUGUAAAGAAGAUAAUUUGGGAGAAAUUGAUUUGCUGUUUUUGGAUGGAAGAUAUGCUAAUGUAGCAAUUGAAUAUAUUGAUGCAAUGGAUUGUAGAGGAUGUAUUGUAAUGGAAUGUGAAAGGAUGAGAUUUGGAUAUGAAUUGAAUUGUUUUUUGGAACUAAUUUCAAAAUCGAAUGUUAUUACAAUAUCUGAAGGAUUUGGAAAGGAAUAUCUUGAUUAUUAUAUGAAUCAAAAUGAAGAAAUUAAGGAGUGGAUGCAACAGGUCGACAUUUCUAAUGAAUUAAUUUCUCUUCACUUGCUGUAUUCUCUCUUGAAACAAACAAAGAACAAGAUCCCUAAUUUUUUAAUUCAAACGUUGGGAUCCAAGGGAUCUAUAUGCAUGAUUCAAAAGGUGGAUAUGGAAGAAACUCAAGUAAAAUCAUUUUCGGAUAUCAUAUCAUUGGAGACUAUUAGCUCUUCACCUCAGACUCAAGACUUUUCAUUUUCAAUUACAGACCAUCUAGGAGUACAACAUUAUUAUACUAUCAUUUACUGUCAAGCAUAUUCAAAUAAUGAACUACCAAUUGUAGAUGGUACAGGAGCUGGCGAUUCCUUCAAUGCUGCAACACUCUACACAUUACAACAAUUCAUAGCUAAAGAUAUUCCUGUUGACCUUUCGAGCUUGAAAAAAUUAUUGAAAUUUUCUAGUAUCUCUGCAGUUUAUUGUUGCAGUGCAGUUGGCGCUCGAACUCGUAUCAUUGAUAGCAAAACAGCAAGGGAAAUUUGGAAUGAAUUAUAA
Naegleria gruberi is the source of this 942-nucleotide messenger RNA. RefSeq lists its product as uncharacterized. Bases 1 to 942 code for a protein of 313 amino acids. The record is from RefSeq and is a predicted model, not a curated record. The transcript has a single exon. Lineage: Eukaryota; Heterolobosea; Eutetramitea; Acrasida; Naegleriidae.